Molecule: messenger RNA, 2358 nt
Organism: Papaver somniferum (opium poppy)
Lineage: Eukaryota; Viridiplantae; Streptophyta; Magnoliopsida; Ranunculales; Papaveraceae
Exons: 2
Coding region: 2000-2314 (104 amino acids)
Source: RefSeq, a predicted model, not a curated record
AGUAGCAAAAGCAGCACUGAAAGGGAAAGCACUUUUGAAGACACCUGCAGCAUUUAAUUGUCUUUCACAUCUACUUCAUCUAAUUGUCAUCUUACUUCACAUCUUGUGGUUUCGGAGUUCUUCUUUUGUGAUUUCUAAUUUUACUUCACCAUAUUGGGUUGGUAGGGUUGUUGGUUGGGUGUUUUACAAGUUUUGCAGUGAUUAUUCAUUGAAUAGUCAUUUGGGUUCCUUCUUAGUUUGUUCCAAAGGUUAGUUGAUCUUUCUGCUCCGAUCUCUAGAGUCUUUGGUUUUUCCUUCUUCCCUGUCUAGCUCUUUUCAAACUAGAUUCUCUUUCCUCUCAACAUCUUUCCUCCUAGUUUUUGUUUAUUAUUUUGUUUGAUCUGUUUUGAUCUCCUUCAUGCCUCCCCUUACCUCUUCAGAUUUUAGAUAUUUUACCAUACUUCACUUGAUCUUGAUCAUCUCUCAAUGGGUGUCUCUGAAAUUAGUUGGUAGCCUAAUUUUUAGGAGUACAAAAUUCUUUAAGUAUAAAUAUGUAGUCAAAGGAAAUCAAGAUACAAGGGGAAAUCAUCUGCUUGUGGCUACUUCCUCAAAAAAAAUUUACCAAAUCUAGAAAAAUAUCUACCGAUAUUGUUAACAAUCUAGUAUUAAUAUGAAAAACAAUCUAAAUCUUGAAAGUGCUAUAAAACCGGUUGUUUACUUAGACAAACAUAUGGUUCGGGAGGAAGAAAAAGAAGACUUUGCUUUAUGUAUGAUGGGAAGAAUAUGCUGUCAUGUAACUAUAUCCACUAGCAGAGUUAGGAAUUUGGUACGAGAUCUGUGGCCAAUAUUUAAAGAAGUUAAAAUCAAGAAAUUUGGAGCAAGGCUUGAUGUCCAUUUAUACAGAUAUGGAUUUGAGAUUGAUAUUAUGAGAAUUAAGGAUGAUGGUCCAUGGUGUUUAGAUGGCUACUUGGUGGUCCUUAUUGAAAUAUCAAAUCAGGGUUUCUCGUUCGGUGCUGCUAUAAAUAUGGAUUACGAGCAAUUCAUAGUCUUUUUAUGUAGAAUUCCUAAUCAAUUUCUUACUCUUGCUGCUUAUAGAGCCAUGGCAGCAGCUAUUGGUGAAUUGUGUGGUUUUUCUAACCAAUGGAUCUCUCUCCAGAUCAUAAAACAGUAAAUAUGUUGAUCAAGAUUAAUGUCACGGGUGCUCGUCCUAGAAGGGUGCUUGUGAGAGCUUAAGAGGAUGAAGCAUGGAUCUAUGUUAACUAUAAUGUUACGCCAUGGAGGAUUUCUGGGUUAUGCAUGGUCUUGAAUCAUCGGGUGGAACCUUGUGUAGAAGGAGAUGUGAUGAUAAUCGAAGAACCAGUCAAUGUUGAAGGGACUGAUAUUUCUUUUGAAGACGAGCCUCCUCUAACAGGUCACAGUGGUCAUGAAGAUAUGAGUAAUUAUGGUGUUACCAAAGCACAAAUCAAUGCUUUAGCUUUAGAAGCUGCUCGUGACUCCAUUGAAGAUUUUAAUCCUAAAGUGGGAGGGUUAGGGGAAUGCUCUAGGGAGUGUAAUCCUAAUCUCACAGUUUCGGUGGUGAGAAAGAAUAAUGAGUUAGAUCUGGUAGCAGCUCAAAUUGUUUGAUGCUGAAAGAACUAGUGAGAAUAAGAGAAUGGUGGAGGCAAGGAACCGUAUUAAAGGCAAGUCAAAAGAAGAUUUGGGAAACUCGAAAGAUAAGGAAAAGUUAAUUGAGGAAGCUGCUCCAAUAGUGAUAUCUUAUGAUGACAAAUUAGUUUUAAAAGAUAACCUUCCUGUGGUGGAUAUUGAUGAAGCGGUUAGAAGAAUGAAUGAGGCAACUGAACAUCAAAUCAAGGCGGGCACUCUGCUUGAAUUCACAAUCAAUCUUAAGGAACCAGAAAGAAAAAGAGGAGGUACAAGAGAAAAGUUCCCAUUGCAGAGUAAGCGAAUGUGAAAAAGUCUUAAGGGUCUCAAAGUGCUGGUGUAUUUACACUUGGAUGGAGUUGUAGCUAGAGAUGGUGAGAUGUUAAUGGAGACUGGUAACCUCAGUUCUUUUCCUAUUACGAAUUCUGAAAAUAGAUCUUCUAAUAUGUCUUCUGCUCUUCUUAACUAUUUAUUCCCAGCUCCCUUUGUGAAAUCUCAUGGAGUGGACAAUAUCAUUCUUGUUAAUCCUCAGAUGAUUAGAAAUUCGAUUUUGUCCUAUGAUGACCCGUUUGAAAUGUUCAAUGGUUACAUCAUUGACAUUCCAGCAAGCACUCUUUCAGCUGUUCCUGUUAACCUAAGGACUGAAAUGGUGAAAUCUUCUCCAAGCAACAGUCAGGUGUUUUUGGAACAAUAAGCUUUUUUGGCGAAAUUGGCUCAAAAUGUGGCAUUUGAACCUCC